Messenger RNA from Capsella rubella, 1507 nucleotides. RefSeq names its product E3 ubiquitin-protein ligase At4g11680. Bases 246 to 1250 code for a protein of 334 amino acids. The transcript has 3 exons. The record is from RefSeq and is a predicted model, not a curated record. NCBI's taxonomy places the organism in Eukaryota, Viridiplantae, Streptophyta, Magnoliopsida, Brassicales, Brassicaceae.
UUAUAGGUCAACAACGGUUAUCUUCUCCUUCUCUGCCUCUGCUUGCAAACUUCAAACCUAAGCAAAAAUCCAUUUUUUCUGGUUGCUUCUUCGUCGCCAUCUCACACCCAACUUCAACUUCUCUGACAUUAUCUCUACACCUUCCUCUCUUCUUAUCUGGGGUUUUCCAGCUUUACUCUGUUCUUCUUCUGUUCUUGCUCAGUUUCUCAAGAGAGAUCUAAUCAAACUCUCUUUCUGAUUCCGAUAUGAGUACUCGUUAUUCCUCUCAGCUACAAUCAUCAGCCAUUAGCUCCAUCACUGUCUCCUCAUCUUCUUCCCUCCAUUCAACGCCACAUGAUGAUAACACUCACAUGGCUCCUCAGAGCUCUCCAUCUCCUUCCUUCUUGAUGAGACUGGCCAUGAGAGUAUCUAGAGCUAGGUGGUUCAUUUUCUUGAGAAGGGUGUUUCAUUACCAGAACGCCUCAAGAUCCGAUCUUGGCACCAAUCCUUUCAAUUCAGUCACUUGGAUGAUAUCAGAGCUCAUCGCUUUACUUGUACAGAUCACUGUGAUAACAUCCACACUAGCCUUGUCCAAGAAAGAGAGGCCUGUUUGGCCGAUGAGGCUAUGGAUCACCGGUUACAACGUCGGAUGUCUGCUCAAUCUUAUGCUGUUAUACGGUCGGUAUCGUCAACAUGACACUAGCCAAGGUAAUGGAUUUAGCUUUGGUGAUAUUGAGCAGCAAGAAAGAAGCAGAGAAGAGACCAGGUGCUCACAUUUGAUGAACAGAUGCAGGACAUCGCUGGAACUUUUCUUUGCGAUAUGGUUUGUGAUAGGCAAUGUAUGGGUGUUUGAUUCUAGGUUCGGUUCUUUCCACUAUGCUCCAAUCCUUCAUGUCCUCUGCAUCUCCCUGCUCACUUGGAACGCUCUCUGCUACUCCUUCCCAUUUCUGCUCUUCCUCCUGCUAUGUUGUGUUGUGCCUCUCAUCAGUAGCUUCCUCGGCUACAACAUGAACAUUGCAUCUUCUGACAAAGGAGCGUCAGAUGACCAAAUAUCUAGUCUCCCCAGUUGGAAAUACAAACUCAUUGAUGAAACUUCUGAUUCUGCUCAAGCAAACAAUGAUCCGGAAUGCUGCAUAUGUUUGGCAAAGUACAAAGAGAGAGAAGAAGUGAGAAAGCUUCCAUGUUCGCAUAGGUUCCACCUCAAAUGCGUAGAUCAAUGGCUUCGUAUCAUCUCGUGCUGUCCUCUCUGCAAACAAGAUCUCCCUAACUAAAAAUAAAAUCAAAACGAGAAAACAAGAUUGAGAAUCUAAGACCAAGUACCAUAUAUUUGGCUGUUUUUAACUUUUGGGUUUUGUAUCUAGACUGCUGUCGGUUACUUGUGUGAGUGUCAUUUUUAAUUUCCUUUUCUUGUGUAUAGAAGAGCUUACCAGUAACCGUAACUCCGUAAGUAUGCCCUGAAAAGCAGUUAAAAAAAAAAAUGUAAGUAGAAAAAUCAAAAAUCAUCAUAUCAUGAACAUACAUACUGAAU